AACCAGAUCUGGAACUCUGACCUUUCCCCUCACCUCCCUGCCACUCACCAGCCAGCCGCCUCUUGUCAGGUGAUCAGGCUGUCAACUAAGCUUCUGUAGGGUAAGGUUUCAGGUCAGCUGGAGCAUAUAAAGAUAGGUGCCAAGCCAGAGGCAGCAGAGACAACAGUGAAUGGCGAGGGGGCAACUAGACCCCUGCUGCCACCUCCUGGGAUGGAGCCCUAAGGAGCCUUAAGGCGGCCCUGUGCUUCUGCUACCCUGGCUGGACUCACAGCCUCCUCCCUGCACUAAAGCUCAGAACUGCAAAGCGGCCUCUCUCCUUGGACCUCUGCUGGGCCCUAGAGGGACCAGGCAGAACCUUCUGGGACCAUGGUUGGACUAAAGCCUUCAGAAGUACCUCCCACCACAGCUGUGAAAUUCCUGGGGGCAGGCACAGCGGCCUGUUUUGCUGAUCUCCUCACCUUUCCACUGGACACAGCCAAGGUCCGCCUGCAGAUCCAGGGGGAGAACCAAGCAACCCAGGCAGCCCAGAGACCCCAGUACCGCGGCGUGCUGGGCACCAUCCUGACCAUGGUGCGCACCGAGGGCCCCCGCAGCCCCUACAACGGGCUGGUCGCCGGCCUGCAGCGCCAGAUGAGCUUUGCCUCCAUCCGCAUUGGCCUCUACGACUCUGUCAAGCAGUUCUACACCCCCAAAGGAGCGGACCACUCAAGCAUCACUACCCGGAUUUUGGCAGGCUGCACCACAGGGGUCAUGGCGGUAUCGUGCGCCCAGCCCACGGAUGUGGUGAAAGUCCGGUUUCAGGCCAGCAUACACCUUGGGGCCGGGAGCAACAGGAAAUACAGUGGGACAAUGGAUGCCUACAGGACCAUUGCCAGGGAGGAAGGGGUCAGGGGCCUAUGGAAAGGAACUUUGCCCAACAUCACAAGGAAUGCCAUCGUCAACUGUGCCGAGAUGGUGACCUAUGACAUCAUCAAGGAGAAGCUGCUAGACUAUCACCUGCUCACUGACAACUUCCCCUGCCACUUCAUCUCUGCCUUUGGAGCUGGCUUCUGUGCCACAGUGGUGGCCUCCCCAGUGGAUGUGGUGAAGACCCGGUACAUGAACUCGCCCCCAGGGCAAUACCGCAGCCCCCUGGACUGUAUGCUGAAGAUGGUGGCCCACGAGGGCCCCACAGCCUUCUAUAAGGGAUUUACACCAUCCUUUUUGCGUUUGGGAACCUGGAAUGUGGUGAUGUUCGUGACCUAUGAGCAGCUGAAACGGGCCUUCAUGAAAGUCCAGAUGCUACGGGAAUCUCCAUUCUGAAUAAAGCAAGCCCACCUGGUACUUAACUAGAACAAGAACCAGUGGGUCCAGGCACACACAAACCCACACAUGUUUACAGAACUGUUUACUUGCUACUGAGUCAAGAAAUAGAAGCAGAAGAAGGAUUCUGGUCUUCGGUGCUUUGUCUUACGAACACAUCUGUUUUGCACUGACAAGAUGGAAAUUAAAUUAUAUUAAUUUGGGGGACCCAUAUGUUGGAUGCCUAACAUUUAGGCAAGAGAAAAUAAACCAAAACAUCCAUUUGGAUAAAACAAAAGCUUGCAAACCUCUGUGCUCUAAAAAAAAAAAUCUGAUUAAAUGACGAAUUGAAAACAGGGAAGACUGCAAGCAUGGGACAGCAGUGGCACAUGACACUUGGAAAGCAGCGAAGGAGUUUGGAGGGAUGCUGCCAAAGCAACAUAGCUGUGACUACAGCCUUUGGUUAACCGUGGGUCAUCAGCCAUAUAUGUAAUGUGCCUGCCAUUUAGAAGCCAUUGGGAUUCUAGAGAAUAUGAGACCAAAAAAAGACAGAGAGAAAGAAAACCUGGAACCUGUGCCAAAGGAACACUGCUGGGCCAGCAUGAGGCUGAGAUUCGUAACUGUUCCCUGAUUACACUGGAGAAUCAAGAGGGCGGACUCCAUCUUCUCUCCUGUAAGAUGGGAGUAAUAAUCGUUUCCCUCCUCCCUCACCAGUGAUUGUAUGAGGAUAAGUGACAAGGUGGACACGAAAGCACUUCCUAAAAGCAAAAGCUCUGAUAUUUACAAGUGUAAAUAUAAGGACAAGGCCUUGGGAAAGAUUUUCUCAGGACAGUGAGGAAGUGCCAGGGAAGUUUUUGAAAGGUUGAAAGGUUGUCUAGAGCUUAGACCAAAGGAGCCAGGGGCUGGGGCGCCAGGGGUGACAGAGAAUGGUGUGCACUCACAGAAGCCCCACUCCCAUGCAGCCCUUGCUUUCCAGCGGGACUGUGAGGCUCCUGAGGGGUGCUGGGCUUGGGGAAAAAGAGGUAGAUGUCAGGCUGACAGCCUAAAGUAGCAGGACUCAGAGGUUUUUGGAAAAUUAGUAUAAUUCAAUAAAGGGUGUGGGAAUGAGAACAGCUAUUUUUUUUUUUUUUUUUUUUUGCCUUGUCUUUCUUGGACAGAAUGUCCCUUUCUCACCAGGUUUCCUGUUAGCCAGGGCUGGGCCUUUGGCCCCACAUGUUCCCACUGCCUUCAGCCCAGGCCGGUUGCUCUGCCUUUUAGGGCUUUGACUUCUCCAUCUGUAUGUAAAAGGUGGGCUUGAACCAGACGACCUCCUUUUGAACUUCACUGCAGCUCUUUCAGGCUGAUAAUGAGGACCCAGAAUGUCAGUCUUCUUCUGCUUCUUAGCAGCUUAUGUGAUGCUAAUAACAGAACUGGGGUCAAAUGUCCCCUCCCCUCACCUUAGCAAAAACCUAAUCACCAGGAAUCCUAGUACCUCGGUGUCCUAGCAGAGAAGUGGAAAUAACAACCCCCCACUUUGCAGAAGUGCCCAGCAACGUAAUCCCUCCCUCCCCACUCUAACCUCCCUGCAUCCCUGAGGAAAAAGCAAAUGUCCACUCACUCUCAGCAUUUUCCUAAAUUUAAAUUACAAUUUGAGAUUAUCAACAUACACAAACUGGAAAGUCCAAAUAAAAACAAAAAAAUAAAGAUUAUUUUUAUUUAAUGUCUGCUUUGACUUUCAAAUAAAACCCAUAUUUAAAACUUUUUCUUUUGACUUGACUGGCAUUUGCAAAUCAUUCUUAAACUCCCAGUCUCAGUUUGUAAAUUCCUAGGGCCAGGAACUAUGUCUUCUAUGAAUUUCUACAUAGCAAUAUAUUUUUUAAAGAUUUAUUUAUUUAUUUUAGGAAGAGAAAGAGAGCACGAGCAGUGGGAGGAG
Messenger RNA from Zalophus californianus (California sea lion), 3193 nucleotides. It is a transcript of the gene UCP3, whose product is annotated as uncoupling protein 3. The record is from RefSeq and is a predicted model, not a curated record. Gene Ontology annotation, biological process: mitochondrial transport; mitochondrial transmembrane transport; response to cold. Gene Ontology annotation, molecular function: oxidative phosphorylation uncoupler activity. Lineage: Eukaryota; Metazoa; Chordata; Mammalia; Carnivora; Otariidae. The transcript is spliced from 7 exons. The coding region runs from base 367 to 1302 and encodes 311 amino acids. Gene Ontology annotation, cellular component: mitochondrial membrane.